GGGUAUAUCCGAAAAACAGAAGAAAACAAUAGCCGCUCUACAGAAAAGAAAAUUGUGCUUGUUUUAGAAAUCUUUCUUCCAAGAUACUGCAUAGGAAGUCAAUUGGUAAUUAGUGGCUAUUGUUAAAGUACAAAAAACAAAAGUGAAUGUGCUUUGGCCCUAAAGUUUACCUGUGCUGUUAAUAAAAAUAGUAUGGACUGUGGACUGGAGAAUAAGUUUGUGAUUCAAAAUCAAAAAUUAAAAUGAUUGGUCAGACAGUACUCAGUACAGUUACUCCAUUAGUAUUAGCAUUAGUAUUAGUCAUGAUUUAGUAGGGUAAAUUCAAAGAAUCCAUGUUUUUUUUCAGCAUUUGCAUUUCCAUUUAGUCAUUUAGACAAUAUCAUUUAUUAGUAAUAUAAUAUUAGUGUGUACUUUUACUUUUUAAUGUUUAGUGUGCAGUUUAUUCCUAGCCAAGGCCAAAGUAAAGAGUAAAGUGAACUUUAACUUACUAAAGUCUAAAUUGUAAAUAUUAACAUGUUUCCCACUAUUAUAUUAUUUUCUAAUUAGAUGAUAAUAACUACUCAGUUAGACUAGUUAGAGUCAGUAGACUACUCCUGAAAGAUGUGUCAUUUUGCUAGGAUGUGUUUUACAAAUAAAUAGUGGCCUAAAUAAAUUUUGUUUCAGGCCUUUAACUGAAAGUUGGCAUAAUUGCACUUAAAAAAAAAAAUAUUUAAAUUUAUUUCUGAAAUAAUGAUAUAUGACUCAUGAAAUCUUGAAGUCAAAGGAAUAAGCUUUAAGAAUGGUUUAAAUGAUUUAAUAUGUUCAUUUUUUAUGUACUUCAUACAAAGAAAGAUAAGUAAGCCUAUUUAAUUUUAUGUUAUAAUUUUUUUUAUUAGAUUAAUCAAUUUAAUCAGGUUGAGGGGCACAUGCUCAACGGGCCACAUUCACAGGAUUUGCUUAAUUUGAAUGAUGUUAAACUUAACUUAAUAACAAUGAUUAUUAUAUUUUUUUUAAAAAUAUUUUUUUGUGUGCAAAAAGCAGAGAAUGUAACAGCUGAAUUUUUUUAUUCAUAAUUGUAGGCCUAGAUUUUUUAAAUUAAAAAAUUCAUUAUGAUUUUUAGCUGGAAUACAUAAAUUAUCAAAUCGAUUGGUAUCACCUUAUGAAACCUAGGCUGGGGUCCUGCCCUGUAUAAGACUAUUUAUAAUAAUAAUAAUCCAGUCUUAAUCUUUGCACUUCCAACAGGUUCAACCGUUCACCGUUGAGUCAUCUAGACUUUCUGUCUAGUCUUAUCUCUCAUCCUCUUAUCAUAAAGAAUUAAAAGCAUCUUUCUGAAGUACCGCAUUUAAUUUAGGAAAUACAAUGGAUGCGCCAUCAAAUGGUGCAAAGUUGAUUACAGCUGUAGAGAGAGGGGACUUGGAAUCGAUUCAAAGUAUGAUUGAUUCUGGAGUUGAUAUAAACACAACAAAUAAUAAUGGAGAAACUGUUUUAUUGUUGGCUGCACGAUCUGGGAACAUUGACGUUAUUAGGUUAUUGUGUCAGAAUAAAGCCAAUGUCAACAAAAAAUCUGUAUUGGGCGAUACUCCACUAAUGGUGGCAGCAGGUGAGGGAAGACUGGAUAUUGUCGAGGAAUUUUGCCUGAGAUCCGCCCAUGUUAAUGCUACAAAUCUAAAGGGACUUUCGCCUCUGAUGUGGUUAGAUAAAGGAGCAGUAUUUGAGAUAGCUCAGUUGUUGAUAGAUAAAUACAGAGCAGAUGUCAAUCAUACAAAUACCGAUGGAGAAAGUGUGUUGAUAAGAGCUGUGAAUGAGGGUUUUGUUGGUGUUGUUAAAGUUUUAGUAGAAAAGGGGGCAUGUGUUGAUUACUCCACAAAAUCAGGAUGGAAUGCUCUCCUUAGAGCAACAAAGAAGGGUAAUGUAGAGAUAGUGUCUUUUUUACUACAAAACAAUGCUAACGUGAAUCAAAAGACAAAAGAUGCUUGGACCGCACUUAAUUUGGCAUGUUUUAAAAAUUAUAGUUCUAUAGCAGAAACUCUGAUCAGACACCAUGCUGAUGUCAAUAUUGUCAACUCAAAAGGUUUCAGUCCACUUAUGUGCGCAUGCAACAACAGAGACCUUCGGAUCGUCAAACUUCUAAUUGAUCAUGGUGCAAAUAAAAAUAAAAUAACAAAUGAUGGAAUGAAAGCCUUAGAACUGGCAAAUUUGGCUGAAGACGAAGAAGUUGAAUAUUUGUUAACAUUCGAUGGGGAUAAUAAUAAACUUUUAAUGCAAACGGCUCGGGAUGAAGGCAAAGUGAACAUUUUUAAAAUGCUGUUAGACUUUGGCAUUGAUGUGAAUAUCACAAGUAAAAAUAAAACUAGUGUUUUGAUGACAGCAUGCAAGGCUGGAAACCUGAAAGUGGUUCAGCUACUUCUCAGUAGAGAUGACGUCAUGAUUGACGCUGUCAAUAAUCAUGGCUGGAACGCCUUAAUGAUGGCGUCACAUGGUGGGCAUUUAGCAAUUGUCUCGGAGCUUCUGAAAAAGGGGGCAGAAAUUAAUAAAGGGAAUAAAUUGGAAAAUAGUGCCUUGCUAAUGGCAACUGCCCGUGGGCACAUAGACAUUGUGGAACGUCUCUUGCAAUCUGGGGCAGAUGUAAAUCACAUGAACCAGGACAGAUGGACUGCUGCAAUGUUAGCUUCUCAAAAUGGGACUCUUGAUAUUGUCAAAAUCCUAAUGUUAAAUAAUGCUGAUGUUGAUAUAGUCAACAGCGAUGGAAAAACCGCUGCCAUGUUGGCAUCUGAGAAUGGUUUCAACAACAUUCUGAACUGUUUGUCUGACCGAUGCAGGGGAGGCUCUGGUGUUGAAAAUGGGAUUUCUGUAGGAACUAAGGGAAUUUUAGAUAUUCAAAAAAUAGACAAAAAAGGUAAGCUUUUAUUUAAACAAUUCAUUUUAAACACUAUAAUAUUUUUUUUUUCAGAUUAAAAUGAAAUAAAUUAGAGAAAUAUUCAUUGCGAACAAUUAAAGAAGUAAGACAGAAAAUAUUGACUUUGAAAUUGUAUGUUUAAUUUGUAUUAAAUGUCACCUAUUACACCUAUGAAAGUUAAAUAUUACAGACACAAUAGUAAAAAAAAAAGUUUUUUUUUUUAAAUUUUAAAUAAAAAAUAAAAGCUUUAUCCUAAGAAAAAGAUUAAAGUAUAACAUUAAAUCAUUACCGACAAUAACAUUAUUUUUAAUUUACACAACAGUAGAAAUGUGCUCGAUGUUUUAAUUUUAAAUUCCCCACUAUACAUAUAUAUAUGUGUAUAUUUAUCAGAUUUCUCUUUCAAAUUGCUUUUAUCUAAUGAAGAAUCAACUAAAAUUAAUAUUAUAUUUACAAUUCUACUACAUUACACAAAAUCUAAACAAUAGUUCACUUAAUAAAAUAAUUUUUAAAAUUGUAAAUUUUUAAGCGUAAUUUUUAUUUCUUUAUUUCAACGAAGUGGCUAUUCAUACCCCGGUACCAGAAGUGAGAGCUUGGGAUUAAAAAACUAUUUAAAAUUUUAUUAAUGGGUUUGUAAGACAAAAUGAGGUAAUGAAAGAUAAUUGAUUGGACUAGGCCUAUAUAUUUGUAAACUUAAUUCUUCAGUUUAACUAAAAAUAAACUACCACAAAUGACCCGGGUACGAAUAGUCGCAGCCUUAUUUUAAUUGUCUAAAUUAUUUUUUAAAGUAUAUUCUUGAAGUUUAAAUAUUUUGAGAAAGAUAUGAUAUAAUAUAAUUAUAAAUGAUUUAUAUCCAUGCUAAAUCAUAGGUUUUUAACUAAAAAAAGGUAACAGUUUCAAUGAUUAGUUUAUAUAAAUAUAUACAGAUAUACUUUUUUAUUUUUUAAAAGCAAGGACAAAAAUAAUUCAUAUUCAAUUUAUUGUUAAAAUAUGGUAUGAUAAAUAAAAUUUGGCCCGUUUUUUUUUUUUAAACAGAAGAUGACACCGAUGAGACUUUAAAUAAAAGGCUGAUAGUGAAUAAUUUGGAACACAGUGAGGGGGCUGUAUCUAUAAAUGGUCAAGCCAUAAAUAUUGAUGGUCAAGGCGUUGCUCUCAUACCACAAGUAGCACAUCACGCACACUUCAAUGUAGCAGCAGGGUAAGUUGUUAGACACUCAAACACAUUUUGUAAGAACUGUAUUUCCUGAGAUGAAAAAUUCAAGGCGUCAUUCUAAAAUUUCAAAUAUGUUCUACACAUGCUUGAUUUUUCAAGGGCUACAGUAAAAUCUGGUUUAUGUUUAUUUGUAUGUUCUAUGUUCUGAUAUUGAGUGAAAUAAAAUUAGAAUUACAUAAAUUAAAAUGGCGUUAGGAAUAUUUUGUCUCGAUACAGCAAUGGCCUACAAUUUACAUAGAGUUUAUAUAUAGUUAUUAAUAGUAUCAUUGUAAUUUACACCAUCAUCACGUUGAGAUGGACAUUAAACAAAAUUUUUGUUUUAUUAAAUAAUUACAGAGUUCUUCCUGCUGUUGUGCAACAACUUGUUACAGGUGUAAGUCAAAUGCAGAUCGCUUCCCAAAGUGGAACUAUAAUAUCACACCCACACAUUGUUAAGUAAGACACUCAUUUUAACAUUUUGACUAUGCAGCAUGCAAGUGUAUGCUUAAAUAGGAAAAACUAAUUUAAUGAAUUUUAUUACUGACAUUACAUUUCCAUAAAUGAUUCUGAAUAUUUUUUUGUUAUGACAAAAUUGGGGACUUACUUCUGAUUUAAAAUAAUCAUUAAUAAUUUAUCAGGAAAUCAAUUAUGGCAUUACAAUAAAACAUGUAUUACACAAUAUUACAAAAUGAUUAUUUAUGUAUUAUUUGUUUGUUUUUAUUUUAUCAGUGUCUUUGUAUUGCAUCAGUCAAAUAGUGUGACCAAUAAUUUCACGAAUGUAGUCCAGGAAAAAGGUAGAUAUUUUCACAAAUUUUUCAAAAAAGUAAGCUAUUAUGUCUCUCUCUAACUCUGUUUCUGGAUAUUUCAGUCUCAUGCCACUAUAUCUCUUUCUGUCCUUCUAAACAUUAGUAAAUAUAAAUAUUUAAAAUUUAACUAUACUUCAUUCACAGUAAAUAAAAAAUUCAAUGUUUGGUAUGAACAGCGAUAUAAGAUAAGAUUCUUGUAUUGUUCCAAAUAGAUGGAGAGGUUUUUAUUUACAUUUGACAUAUACAUUUCAGCACAUAAAUAAAUACAUAUUUUAAACCUAAAACAUUUUGUAACAUAACAAUAUAACCCAAGAUUUAAAUAUAUUUCUGUAGCUUAAAAUUCAGCCUGAAUCAUAUUCUUAUGUUAAUAAUCAAAAAAUGAUCUAUAUACCGUUUUACUAAAGAAUUACUUCUUACUUUGAUAACUUAACUUCCUAAAACACUAACAAAAUUUGACACUUCACAAGUAAAUAUGAAUUCUAACAUGACAUGAGAAGAGCAGCCAGUUCUUUAAACAAUUAUAAUUCAUCAAAUCUUGUCUUCAUGCAUAAAACAAUUCAGAACUGUUUUUAAUUUCAGAACAAAUUAAUACUGUGAAAGGAAAGUCAGAGAAAAUGAAGCCUGAGGAUGAGGACAAAAUUAGGAAAAAUUGGGAAUUCUUGAUAGAGCAUUUAGAUGCAAGGGACAUUGCUGCCGCCAUGUUUGAAGGGGACAUUUUUGACUUGAGUGAUAAGAGGGAAAUAGCUGAGCUUGAGUGUAGCAAGAAAAGAAAUGAAAUACUUUUAAGUAAACUCUUAAAUGCGGGACCGGGGCCAGCAUUUCAAACAUUUUUAACUGUUUUGGAGAGAGAUCACAGUUUUAUCGCACAGAGAUUAACAGAAAAUGUGUCAUGUCCUCCUCUCACAUCAUCUGUGACGUAAGAGUCCUGUUUCAUGUUUUGUAUUAGGCAUGUAUUAGUUAUUAAAUCAAUGUCGCUUGGACUUACCAACAAUAGAGAAACAUGGGUCAAAAGAUUUAUUUGUAUAACUCAUCAAGAAAUCAUAGUCUUGGUGACAUAACGUAUUAUCCACUAAUUUCAUACGUAGUGGAAAUGCUGAAUUUAUCAAAAUACGUAUCAGUUGUAAACUUAUUAUAAAAAAUUAUGUAUUUUUUUUUUAAAAAAGGAAAUUGGAAAUAAAUGACUUUCAAUUUAAA
This is a messenger RNA of Lymnaea stagnalis (great pond snail), 6064 nucleotides long. Lineage: Eukaryota; Metazoa; Mollusca; Gastropoda; Lymnaeidae. The record is from the annotation of a GenBank genome assembly.